AUGUCCAGUAUGCCUUCAGAUACAGAAGCUGCAUCGGCCAAUGUUCCAUUGGAACCGGCCCAGAGAGUUCUGGCAGCAAAGAAAUCCCUGUGGGAAUCGAUUCGAUCUAAUCCCAAGGUCAUUUUCAUCGCUUUUUUUGCUUCCCUGGGUGGUUUCGAAUAUGGAUAUCAACAGGGUGUCCUUGGACAAUCGCUUGUCAUGACGCGCUUCGUCAACAACUUCCCCUCAGUGGUCCAAUCGUCCUCUGCGACAGGUUGGCUCACAUCCGUCCUGCAGCUUGGCGGUAUUGUUGGCUCUCUGUCUGCAGGUGUAUUGGGAGAGAUCAUCUCUCGAAAGUACACCAUGUUCAUUGCCUGCUGCUGGGUCAUCCUGGGUAGCUACCUGUAUAUUGGCGCCAAGGAGGGGUUGCCAGCCUUGCUCUAUGCCGGUCGAUUCUUCACAGGUCUCGGUGUAGGACUUUUCAGCGGUGUCGGACCACUGUACAAUGCAGAAUUAUCUGCUCCUGAGAUGAGAGGUUUGUUGGUGUCGUUUUACCAGUUCGCCACUAUUCUCGGAAUCAUGCUGUCGUUUUGGGCUGGCUACGGCAGCAACUACAUCGGCGGUACAGGCGAUUCCCAGUCUGAUAUGGCAUGGAGACUGCCCUCGAUUAUCCAAGGCAUUCCCGCGGUGGCCUUGGCCCUGGGUAUCUGGUUUAUGCCAUUCUCUCCCCGUUGGCUGGUCAAGGUGGGCCGCGAUGAGGAGGCCAAGAAAACCCUGGCCUGGAUGCGCAAGUUGCCGGUUGACCACGAGCUCAUUCAAGUCGAAUUUCUCGAAAUCAAGGCCGAAUCCGUCUUCGAAAAGAAGGCCUUUGCCAGAGAUUUCCCCCGUAUGGCUGAGGAGGGCAGCAAAAGCGCCUUCCGUGAGCAAAUCGCCCAAUAUAUCAACUGCUUCCGAACAAAGGACAACGCCAAGCGAAUUAUCACGGUUAUCUACUAUGCGACAAACGUCUUCCAGAGUCUGGGACUUACCGGUGGAACCAUAGCUCUUUUGGCGACGGGAGUGACUGGCGUUGUGUUUUUGAUAAGCACAGUUCCGGCAAUGUUAAUCAUCGACCGUGUUGGACGAAAGCCAAUGCUGCUUGUUGGAUCCGUGGUGAUGGGGGUCAGCAUGGUAAUAGUCGGCAUUAUUGUUGCCAAAUUCAGACAUGAUUGGCCUAACCACGUGGCUGCGGGCUGGACAGCGGUCGCGUUGAUCUGGGUGUAUAUCGCCGGCUUCGGAGCCACAUGGGGACCUGUCUCGUGGACACUCAUUUCGGAGAUCUUCCCCUUGUCCAUUCGAGCCAAGGGUGCAUCGAUUGGUGCUAUGAGCAACUGGUUAAACAACUUUGCCAUUGCGUUCUUCGUGCCGCCGAUGCUGGAGGCUUGGGCAUGGGGCACUUACAUCUUCUUUGCGGUGUUCCUCACAGCAGGCAUCUUCUGGGUGUGGUUCUUCUUGCCCGAGACGAAGAAUGCGACCCUUGAAGAGAUGGAUCGGGUGUUUGGCAGUCAUACAGGUGAUGAGCGCAAACCAAGAUGCGCGAGCUGUGAAGCUAGAGGCGUGACUUGCGCGUAUCCUGAUUUGCAGUUUAUUCCCAAGUCGACGGCUGGAGAUGUUGCGACUGCGAAGCCGAGGAGUAGUUCCUACACUCGUAUCAAGUUUGUAAAUGAACCAAUAUCGCCCGUCUCAAAAUCAUCAGACACAAACGGCAACAACCGCAGAGACUCGGACUCCCUCUCGCAGCAGCUGGAACUCCGCAGCUCAUCCUACAGCAGCAGCAGCAUCACCAUCGACUCCCUCCUCACCACCGCGCCCUUAGCUGAGGACCGCAAAAAGGAACGCCCGCUAGUCGACUGGGACGGCUACUUUGACACGCAGAACGUAUCUGCGGGCAGGAAACAGGGCGCCCUGCUACGGCACUUUCGGUACAUGAUGGUUCCGUGGAUGGAGGCCGGGGAUCCGACGUCGAGGCUUGGCGUGGACAUUAUGUAUCUCGCGCAGGAGCAUCCGCCGAUUCAGAGCGUCAUCGUUGAACUGGCUGGACAUCAGAUGAAUUUGCUGCAUGGGCGACGGGAUGCUGCGGAGGUGGCAAAGGAGAAUAGUAGGGUGCAUGCGCUGGAUGGGCCGGCGAAGAGGGUGGCGGAUUCGUUGGCUGGGGUUGCAGAGUAUCUUCGUGCUGGGCCGUUGCAGUGGCGGCAUCAUGCGUCGUAUGAGAUGAGUUUGCUGAGUUCAGAGCACACUGCGUUGUCGAUAGAAGAGCCGUUGCGGUCGUUGUGCAAGCUUCACUCACGAUUUGAUUUGGCAUCCUCCAUAAUACUACGACAACCGCCCCUCACACCACUAUCAUUCUACUCACCACAAGACUUCCCAUCAUGGGAUCCAGAUUCCCCCCGAGCAGCAUACACCUGGUCCCUCUACCACCUCACCAUGGUCCUACACUUCACCCACGACCCAGCCCAGCCCAUCACCCACCCGCUCCUCCAAGACGCCGCCCACCAGACCGUCCCCUCCUACUCCUCCUACCCCAGCAGCUCAGCAAAGUGGCUCGCCCUCUGGAAGAGCUGUCAAACCUGGCGAGACCGCCGCCCCGUCCCCAUGCGCCCCAUCCUCGACAUAGGCAACAUCGAAGCCGGGCAGAUCGACACCCGCGCAGACGCAUCCUUCCCCAUACAGCUGUACACCAACGCGCUGGGGAUGCAGGCCAACGUCGCGUACCACGUGUCCUCGCUGCUGCUGCUGAUGCACAAGCCCCGCCUGCUGAAGCUGUCGGGCUACCAGCUGUCGUCGACGUCGCAGAGCUGGCAUGUCCAGACGAUUGCGGGGAUCGCCUGCACCAACGACUUUGCAGAGCAAUGGGAUCCGGUGGUGGUGGCGGCGCUGCUGUUCAUCGCGCGGGAUAUGACGCACGGGUCGCAGCAGGGGGCACUGAUGGGGUGUUUUCGCAAGAUUAGGGCUGGGACGGGGAUGAGGCUGGAUGGGGAACUUGGUGAGUUGCAGGGCCUGUGGAAUGUAGGGAGGUUUGUGUAG
This is a messenger RNA of Pochonia chlamydosporia 170, 3042 nucleotides long. Its product is annotated as MFS quinate transporter. Gene Ontology annotation, molecular function: carbohydrate:proton symporter activity. The record is from RefSeq and is a predicted model, not a curated record. The coding region runs from base 1 to 3042 and encodes 1013 amino acids. Gene Ontology annotation, biological process: transmembrane transport; carbohydrate transport. The transcript has 8 exons. Gene Ontology annotation, cellular component: membrane. Lineage: Eukaryota; Fungi; Ascomycota; Sordariomycetes; Hypocreales; Clavicipitaceae.